Messenger RNA from Pangasianodon hypophthalmus (striped catfish), 4981 nucleotides. It is a transcript of the gene vangl2, whose product is annotated as VANGL planar cell polarity protein 2. Bases 924 to 2495 code for a protein of 523 amino acids. The transcript is spliced from 8 exons. The record is from RefSeq and is a predicted model, not a curated record. Gene Ontology annotation, cellular component: plasma membrane. Lineage: Eukaryota; Metazoa; Chordata; Actinopteri; Siluriformes; Pangasiidae. Gene Ontology annotation, biological process: establishment of planar polarity; multicellular organism development; Wnt signaling pathway, planar cell polarity pathway.
GGAACAUGGGGGAGGAGAAGCUGCGGCUCGGGGCGUAGUCAGCACAACAGCCACGGUUUGAAUGAAAGGAGACGGAAAUACGAAGAACAGGAGUGAGUGAUCCUGAAAGGAAACCGACUCGGAUCGGAUCCGGUUCUGCUCCAAGCGGAACCGACAAGGCGCACGAGGAGACUGAUCGUACAUUAGUUUUGUUUGUUUGUUUGUUUUUCCGGUUUUGUGAGUUUGUGCAAAGUGGAAAAGGGGGGAGGAGGUUUGGGAGAAAUGGGACUUUCAGUCCAAACUCUUGUGCACAGACUGAUGGUAACGAAAGCCAUCGUUUUUUUCCUUUUCUUCGAGCUUUUCUAAACCCUGUUGUUUAAUGCAGUUCAUUUGACUCGUUAUUGUCUCAGCACUGGGCUGAUGAAUGAGUGAUAGCAUUCACACUCAUUCACUCGCACAGCAGGGCUCAGGAGCAGCUCACACACUCACACACACACUCACACACACUCUCUCAAUGAUCUGGGAACAUCUUCAUGGAUGGUUUUUGUGUGCAUUCCAGCAAAAAGGCUACUAAGCUUUAGCCUUCUGCUUUUUAGCAUCUGCUCUGACCUUCUAUAAACCUGAAAAGGAGUGGAUGUUAGAUAGAUAUUAGACAAGACGUGUUUGUUUUGAGUCGGUUUUUUUAAAAGCUGCUGUUUUUUUGCGUUUUUUUGGGCUUCUUUGUGUUACAGGAUCCUCACCAGUUCCUCCUGAAGAAAGAUUAGUCCUCCCUCAUCUCUCCAGCCUCCAAAAUAGAUUCUCUCAGGAGUAAGGUUGAGCUGCUGAAGCUGCCGCUUGCUCUCUCGUCCAAAUCCAUCUCCGAGCGCAAAACCCAGCUGGCCGGAGCAACAGAGCGCCACAGGGGCGGAGCUGGGGUCCACAAACCCCGCCCACCGGCCCCAGACAUGGACAACGAGUCCCAGUACUCGGGCUAUUCCUACAAGUCGUCGCAUUCCCGUAGCUCUCGCAAGCACAGGGAUCGGAGAGACAGACACCGCUCUAAGAGCAGAGACAGCAGAGCGGACAAAUCAGUCACUAUCCAGGCUCCCGGAGAGCCGCUGCUGGACACCGAGUCCACACGUGGAGACGACAGGGAUGAUAACUGGGGUGAGACCACUACGGUGGUGACUGGAACGUCCGAGCACAGUGUGUCCAAUGAGGACCUGACACGAGCGUCCAAAGAGCUGGAGGACUCGUCUCCGCUGCAGUGCAGGCGUUUUGCAGGACCGAUUCUGAGCGGAGUGCUGGGUCUUUUCGCUCUGCUCACACCUCUUGCCUUCCUGCUGCUGCCUCAGGCGCUGUGGCGGGACACACUGGAGCCGUGCGGCACGCCGUGUGAGGGCCUGUACGUCUCGCUCGCCUUCAAGCUGCUGGUGCUGGCCAUCUCGACGUGGGCUCUGUUCCUCAGGGCCCCACGUGCCACCCUGCCACGCUUCUUCGUCUUCCGCUGCCUGCUGCUAGCGCUCGUCUUCCUCUUUGUGGCCUCCUACUGGUUGUUCUACGGCGUGCGUGUACUGGAGCCUCGGGAGCGGGAUUACCGCGGCAUCGUGGGAUACGCGGUGUCUCUGGUGGACGCGCUGCUCUUCAUUCAGUACCUGGCACUGGUGCUGCUCGAGGUGCGACACCUGCGGCCCGCCUUCUGUCUCAAGGUGGUUCGCACUACAGACGGAGCCAGCCGCUUCUACAACAUCGGCCAUCUUAGCAUCCAGCGAGCUGCAGUGUGGGUGUUGGAUCAGUACUACAGUGACUUCCCCGUCUAUAAUCCAGCUCUCCUAAACCUGCCCAAGUCCAUCCUUUCAAAAAAGAUGUCUGGCUUCAAGGUGUAUUCCCUUGAAGAGAACAGCACCAAUAACUCAACCGGCCAAUCACGAGCGAUGAUCGCAGCAGCCGCACGCAGGCGAGACAACUCCCAUAACGAGUACUACUACGAGGAGGCCGAGAUGGAGCGCCGGAUCCGCAAACGCAAGGCCAGGCUUGUGGUGGCUGUAGAGGAAGCGUUCACACACAUCAGGCGACUACAAGAGGACGAGGCGGCUGUGACCCCUAAGCACCCGCGCGAGGUGAUGGACCCCCGCGAAGCCGCUCAGGCCAUCUUUGCGCCGAUGGCACGCGCCAUGCAGAAGUACCUGCGAACCACACGCCAGCAGCCGUACCACAGCAUGGAGAGCAUCAUCUCACACCUGCAGUUCUGCAUCACACACAACAUGACACCCAAAGCGUUUUUGGAGCGUUACCUGACGGCGGGUCCUACCAUGCAGUACCAGCGGGAGAAUGGCAGGGGGCGCCAGUGGACUCUCGUCAGCGAAGAGCCCGUGACAUCAUCACUGCGUCAGGGCCUCGUGUUCUCGCUUCGACGCCUAGAAUUCUCCCUCGUUGUCACAGUGACUGCACUUCCCUUCCUUACACUGGGAGAAGAAUUCAUUGACCCCAAGAGCCACAAGUUCGUGAUGAGGCUGCAGUCUGAGACGUCAGUGUAGAAAGCGGUACAGAGAAGAGAAUGGGGGAAGAGGAAGAGGCUUGGUGAUUGAGAGGGAGAGAACCACUUCUUUUUAACUAUUUUUAUGUCGCUGAGCCUUUUUCAUUUGUCAGUUUUUUUUUUGGUUUUUUUUCCCUUCUUUUUUUUAAUAUAUAUGUAGAUGGUUUGGACUGAACAGUUCUUACGCAUUUCAAACUUAAAGACUUGGCAUUCCUCUCUCUACAACCCCACAACGUGUCACUGUGCAGAGCUGAGGCCCUUUAGGAGAAGGAGCUUAGUAAAGAUGUUCGUGCCGCUCUUUGAGACCUCACGAGAAACUGUCAGAAGUUCUUGUUAACCACAAGCUGAUCAGGCAAAGUCAUGUGUCAAAACCUAAUGCAGUUUUGUUCUUCUGUUCUCAUAAAGAAGUAUGUGAACACUAUCAGGUCAAACAAGUGAGGUAUGAAGCAUCCAUCAGCUUAUAGCUAGAGGAUUGGUUUGGUUUCACACUACAUAUAAUUAAACAAACCAAAAAUCAAAUAAUGUUUAGGGUAUUUAGAACUAAAAACAUCUUCAUAACUUUUUUUAUUCAUCAGAAAUAACGAAACUGAGCACGGAGAACACUGAGCCGGCGCUAAAUAAAUUAGAUAAUUGUAUAAAUAAUUAAUUUAAAAAAAAUUGCAUAUUGCAUACAGAGUUCUUAAUUUUUUUUGUUGGUAAAAAUAUCCAGAACACAUCACGUUUCUGCAGUACUACAGCUGUGUGCUUUAGCUCAGUUAAACAGCUAAUAUCUAGAAAAUAACUCCUGCUGUUUGAUUCACUUCUAGCAGGUUGAUUCAGUUCAGAGUUGAGUCACUUUCCUACUGCAGUCAAUCUAAGAGUUAAUUUGGAAGCAGACCAAACGGUUGAGAUGUGUGAGGUGUGUUCCUUCCUGCUCAAAGAACUGCAGCGAGGAGGAAAACGUACCAGGGUUCUAUUCAAAUAGACUCAACACUGCAUGUUUAAAAAAAAAAAAAACGCCAUUAGAGUAGAGUCAUUUAUCAGAAACGAGUGAACUAGCAUUUUAGGAUGUUAUGACUCCGUUUUCAUCUCACAGCGUAUCAGCAGUGUAGUGAUCAUAGAGUGGGGGAAAAAAAAAAAGCUGAACCAAAGCCAAAUACAAAAACACUUAUCCAAUUGUGAACACUUUCUCCUGCUAAAGUAAUCAAGUAAUUCAGGAAACACUAUCAAGGCACCAUGUUGGCCAGGAACGUGAAACAUUAAUUAAUUAGCAUCAGCUGACAGCUGCUUCAUAGACCUCAAUACUGGAAAUCAUAGCCUUGUUACACUACUGUAAUUAAAAAUCUCUCUACUGUGCUUUACAACAUCAUACUUCUCUACACAUUCAUCUUUACAAGCAAUGUGUUUACUACAUGUUUACUUUUUUGAGCUGGAAACACUCCAUAUUUCAUCAAUGUGUGUAAAUAGGACCCCAGAUCGCAAGGGCUCAUGAAAAGCAUCUUUCCUCUCGUGAAUGUUCAAUAGUUCACCUCCAAAAUGCUAACGCUGCUACUCUGUUAGCAUUAUGCAAGCGAGAUCAUGCUAACAGGACUGCGUCAGCUUUCGUUCAUAAUGAUCGUUAGUUUUAGGGUGAACUAUUUUUGUUGUAUAUGUUUUUUUUUUUUUUUUUAUUCUAAAAAUGAUCAAGGGGCCUUUUAAAUGUUCAUUUGUUUACAAAAAUGUGGUUCAUGUACCAGUAAGGUAACGAUUCCUUCAGAAUAAGGAAGGAAGUGUUUCGUGUAAUUUUAGGUGUCACAAUGUUGUGAUCGUCUGGCUUACAACAUAAACCUGGCUUACAGUUCAAUGUGUGUCAAAGCAUGUCAUUCUUUCAGUAUGAAAGAACUUUCAUAUUCACCUCAUAUUCAUGUAUAAUUGAUGUAGUGUGUAGUGAUGAUAGUGUAGUAGUAUGUGAGGGAGUGCACCUUCACACACAUACUGGUGGAGCACAAAGUUCACCAAUCGUUUGCCUUAUAAUUCAGACAAAAUGUUUUACAAGUCUCACAUAGCGAGGCCCACAGCCUUCAGCACACGUUACACUUUUUGUUUUUUGGCAGCUCUAAACUUUUUCCCCUUUUGUACAUAAAAUCUAAUUUUUUCUUCUUUUUUUUUUUUUUUUUUUUUUUUUUUUUUUUUUUUUUUUAAAGAAAUCUUCAAUGCUAUGGAAGACUGAAAGUUUUAUUUUGUGUAGGUUGUUUUUAAAUGAACCUCAGAGUUCUUCUUUAGGCCUAAUGCAUGCACAUAGGUAAUGAAGUUUUGUAACAUUUGUACCCCUCACCUUGUUCUUUUAAAGUGAAGCUAAGCCUUUAACUUUUUUUUUUCCAAAAAAAGAAAAACCUGAAAAAUACAGUGUGUUGUAAAGAGAUUUGUAGAUUUGUUAUUGUUGUGAAGCUUUUUUGUAUUAUUAUUUUGAUAAUUUUAGAACUAAAAUGUUACAGGCUUUUUAAUAAAUGAUCUCAACUUGGUUUGCAA